This is a messenger RNA of Paramecium pentaurelia, 2194 nucleotides long. The record is from the annotation of a GenBank genome assembly. Lineage: Eukaryota; Ciliophora; Oligohymenophorea; Peniculida; Parameciidae.
AAUGAAAAGGAUGUAAAGCAAAGAAGACAUAAUUAAGGAUUAAUAUAUGAAAACUCUAACUUGCUUCUUACAAGAUAGCACUCUAUAUGAUUGCUUAUCUAUCAAUAAUCAAGUGACUGUGAUUGAUUAAUCAUUCUCUCUAUUUGAUGUUUUUAAUGUGUUUAUUGAUACGCAUAUUGAUGAAGUAUUGUUUUGGAAUCCAGAUGUAGCUUAUUAUGAUGGUGUAUUCACUUAAACAGAUUUGAUUCGAAUAAUCCUUAAAUGCUAUCAAAAUAUUCUAAAUGGUGUUCCUAAUGGUAAUCUCUAAUGCAUAUUUUAGUCAGUGUGGGGAAAUAGUAAAAUAUAGGUUUAGCCAAUAAUGGAAGAGGAAGAUGAAGAUCGUACUACUCCUGUGCAUUAAAAAUAAUUAAUAGGAUAAGAGCAGAUAAAUAGAUUGCUGAUUGAUUUAAGGACGAUUUCAGUAAGAGACUGGUUCAAUUCUUAUGGAGAAAGUCUUCAUUAAAUAAGUCUGGUCUAGGCAGACAUGGCUGAUAAUCUUAAUGAUGCAAUGAAGAAGAUAUUAAAGUAGGGUGUAACAAGAAUUGUAGUUAUUGAUACUGAAUCUAGAAUUAUUGUGGGCAUCUUAUAAUAAAAAGAUAUUUUAGCAUUUCUUGUAAAAGGGUUUAGUUAAUAUUUCCAUUUAUAAUUAUCAUAAAAAUCACAUAGAAUUGAAGUUCAUCAUGAAAAUAAUCAACAAUCAGAAUAACAUGAACUAGAAAUCAAUUACUUUAGUGAUAGGAUUUUAUAAUUGAAUGAUAAACUUCCUUUUGACACUAAUGUAUAUGAGUAAUCAUAUCUAUAUAUUUUUUAGUGUAUUCUAUAAAUUGAUCUAUGUAUUUAAACGUAAUGCUAUCCCCAUUGUUGAUAAUAACAAUAAGUAUUUAGGAUUGAUAGACAGAAGAGACUUUUUAUUUAUUCUCAAAUAUUAAGUAUUCGACAUGGUAUAACUCAAUAAUAUGAAUAGUUGAAUAGACCUGCUAUAGAUUUGUUGAACUUUAUUAAAGUUGAGAAAAAAAAGUUUGCAGGUUUUUGUAUAUGCAAUAAAGAACUAUUCCACAUGAAACAAACAUUAAAAGAAGUAUUAUCACAUUACAAUUAGGUUGUUGAAAAUUUAUUACUCUCUUCUAGAGGUAGUUUAGUUUGCUUGAAUGAAAGUUAAGAGCCAAUUGCUACAUUAUAAAUGUCUGAUCUCUUCAAAAUUUGUUUAGAUGAUAUCGAAUUAGAAUGAAUUUAUAUUAUCAUAAAUAUGUGUAUAUAUUUAAAUGAAUAAUUAUAGAUUCCCAUAAUCAACCACUAUCCCUGUAUUCAACACUAUCACUUAAGAGUCAUUAUAUAUUAAAAUCACUCCUCAUUUUAAAGAGUUCUUAAUCACUUUAAAUGAAUAAGUUUUGCUCCCUGAAAAGUUUAAAAUGUGCUAUCGUUUUAAUAUUAAAGAUAGAAUCAUUGAUUUGGCUUGUCCAAUAGACUAUUAAUUAUACAUAGAGAGAUUAUAAACCCUUAAAAAUGAGUAAUUAAUUCUAUUGAUAAAAUUAGGAGUUUUCCUUUGGUUUAAAUCAUUAGUUUAGAAUAAGAUAGCUAUUUAUCUAAUGAGAUGAUUGAAUAAGAUGAGGAAUGGCAAGAAAGUCUAUCAAAAGGCUAUUUCAAAAUAAAUUCAGAGAUUUAAGAAAUCUAAUAAUUAAAUGAAUAACUUUAACAAAUGUCAAUAUCUGAAAUCCAUUAAAUUGAUUAUCAUAAAUGUUACUUUUGUGAUGAUAAUUUGGAAAAUAAAAAAUAAUUUAGAUGCAUAAUAUGCGAUGACUUUUAGAUUUGUGAGGAAUGCAAUACUCAUAAGAGAGAAUAAGAACAUCCUAAUAAUCAUAUAUUUAUUUAAUGUAAUCAUGUGAUAGAAUGGAAUAAACUUAAAUAAGAUUCAUACAUUAAAUUAAUGAAACAAAAAGUAGAUCUCUUAAAAUACUUUAAAAUACAUUCAGUUAAUAUUCAUGAAUAAAUUACAUGUGAUGGUUGUGAAAAUUCACCAAUUUUAGGUUAUCGUUAUUAAUGCUGUGAAUGCUCAGAUUUUGAUUUAUGUAAAAUUUGCAUCAAAGAGUUCAAACAUGAUGAAACUCAUAACUUUAUUUAAUUAACAACAAACAUUGAGUUUUUGUAAUUACAAUGA